AUGGCAGCGAUGAACACAAAGUCAUUUGAUCACAAACUUGGCAUUGUUUAUCCUCAAAAUUUUGCAACAAUGGAUAGCUUUCCAACUAUUGACAAAUGUGCAUCCAUAGGUAGAGAAAAGCACACUGUGGUAGCUGACAUGGAUGGAACCCUGCUUAGAGGUCGUAGCUCAUUCCCUUACUUUGCUCUACUUGCCUUUGAAGCUGGUGGGAUUUUUAGGCUGAUUUUCUUGCUAUUGGCCUCACCGCUAGCAGGACUUCUAUAUUACUUCGUGUCCGAGUCUGCUGGUAUUAAGGUUCUUAUAUUUGCUACAUGUGCCGGAAUGAAGGUUUCCGAUAUUGAGUCUGUGGCUCGUGCUGUGCUGCCUAAGUUUUACUCUAGCGAUCUUCAUUCUGAGUCGUGGCGUGUGUUUUCUUCUUGUGGAAAACGAUGUGUUCUUACUGCAAAUCCAAGAAUUAUGGUGGAAGCAUUUUUGAAAGAUUUCUUGGGAGCUGAUUUGGUUUUGGGGACAGAGAUGUCUACUUAUAAAGGCAGAGCAACAGGGUUUGUUCUUAGCCCAGGAGUACUUGUGGGGAAGAACAAGGCAGAUGCCCUCAAAAAGGCUUUUGGAGAGGCACAGCCAGAGAUUGGACUUGGAGAUCGUCAUACAGAUGCACCCUUCAUGGCUUUAUGCAAGGAUGGCUACAUAGUGCCACCCAAGCCAGACGUUAAAGCAGUGACAACGGACAAGCUCCCAAAACCAAUCAUCUUCCAUGAUGGCCGGCUAGUCCAAAAACCAACACCAUUAUCAGCACUACUCACAAUUCUCUGGAUCCCCAUAGGCUUCAUUUUAGCCUGCUUGAGAAUUGCAGCCGGGUCACUCCUGCCUAUGCCAAUGGUCUACUAUGCUUUCUGGGCACUUGGUGUCCGUGUCACCAUAAAGGGAACCCCACCUCCCCCGGCCAAGAAAUCAAUCGGUCAAUCUGGUGUCCUCUUUAUUUGCUCUCACCGAACCUUGCUUGAUCCAAUAUUUCUCUCCACUGCCCUCGGCCGUCCUAUCCCAGCAGUCACGUACUCAGUUUCUCGUCUCUCUGAAAUUAUCUCACCCAUCAAAACUGUCAGACUCAGCCGUGACCGUGCUACAGACGCAUCCAUGAUCAAGAAGUUGUUAGAAGAAGGUGACCUAGCUAUAUGCCCUGAGGGAACUACUUGCCGCGAACCCUUUCUUUUAAGGUUCUCAGCUUUGUUUGCUGAAUUAACAGACCAACUUGUUCCAGUGGCUGUGGUGAAUCGCAUGAGUAUGUUUCAUGGGACAACAGCAAGAGGGUGGAAAGGGAUGGAUCCGUUUUACUUCUUCAUGAACCCUAGCCCAGCAUAUGAAGUAACUUUCUUGAACAGGUUACCACAGGAGCUAACCUGCACUGGUGGGAAAUCUAGUCAUGAGGUGGCAAACUACAUACAAAGAGUGAUUGCUGCCACCCUGUCCUAUGAAUGCACUUCCUUUACUAGGAGAGAUAAGUACAGGGCACUUGCUGGGAAUGAUGGUACUGUGGUUGAAAAAACGAAGCUCCAAGCCAACAAAGUAAUGGGGUGUUGAUUAUAUUUGUUCCACAAUUUGAGUUCAAUUAUACACCUCCGUGAGUCAAUCACCAAGUGUCCUGCGCCAUUUGGGGUCACAACCUGUUUCAGUUUUCAAGUUGGGGGAGAAAGGGAUAUUUCCAUAUAUUUCCCUUCAUGUUUCAAACUAAUGUCAUGUCUGGUAGAAAUGAUAUUUGCAAAUAAUAAAUGAGCAAAAUCAAGCUAAAUAGCUUAUUCAGGGAAGAUGUGUUCCAAAUAUAGCUACCUCUGGUUUUAAUGUCGUCACUGAAGUUGAGUGUCAGCCUUUCAAAAUGAGCUAACUCGGACAAUAAACGAUCAGUAUAUCACCAGAGGAUGCUAACAAGAGAUCCGGAGGCUUAUGGAUGGCUAAUUGUGUUACGAAUUUCACUAGGCGCAGAUAAUUCAGACCUGAGACGAAUGCAGGCAAAUAUAUGGAUGUGAACAAAAACAUUGCU
Molecule: messenger RNA, 2032 nt
Organism: Populus nigra (black poplar)
Lineage: Eukaryota; Viridiplantae; Streptophyta; Magnoliopsida; Malpighiales; Salicaceae
Product: glycerol-3-phosphate acyltransferase RAM2-like
Exons: 3
Coding region: 1-1575 (524 amino acids)
Biological process (GO): cutin biosynthetic process
Cellular component (GO): membrane
Molecular function (GO): phosphatase activity; glycerol-3-phosphate 2-O-acyltransferase activity
Source: RefSeq, a predicted model, not a curated record